CUCAUUUCUCCCCUCGUCAUCCAUAACUCAGCCGCCAUCAUCCACAUUGUCCUCAACCCCACUCCCCUCCCAUCAGUCAUCCCUCCUCAUCCCCCCGUCUCUUACUCGCGACCGUCCGGGAUGGCGCUCUGAUGCCUCCUCCCCCACCUCGACAGGGCUAUCCCCCAAACAACAACUCGUCUCAUUCAAUCCAUCCACAACAACAACAAUCCUCUUCUUAUUCCCAUUCUCCCACAAUCACAUCUACUUCUUAUCCACCACAUUCUCCACACCCACACCAUCUCCCACACGAACAGCAGUAUCCAUACCCUCCUCAUCAACAGCUCUCUCAACCUCCUCAUCUCCCACCUCAUCCUCAACACCUCUCCUCUCACUCGCAACAUCCCUCCUCCUCCUCCUCCUCUUCCUCCACCUAUCCCCCACCCGUAGUUGCUGCCUACGAUCAUCAUCAGCACCAGCAAUCCCCUCCCCAUUUUCCUUCUCCUCAGGCACAGCCUUACUAUCAGCAGUCAUCGCCUCAUCCGCAUCAUCAGCACCAGAUCUACCCUCCCCCGACGCCCGACUACGGCUCAUAUCUUCACCAAGGCUAUCUAGGUGCUCAUAACGCCUUCGCUCCCUCUCCUUCUGCAGUCGCCUCACCAGGCCCAUUCGAUUCGCCUGCGCAACCGUCGCCCGUCUGGCCACAGCAGCAACCGCAACCGCAACCUCACUUCUAUCUACAGCAACAGCAGCAGCAGCAGCAGCAGCAGCACGCAGAGCAAAGUCACGCGCCCCUUCAGCCUUCUGCGCAACCUCUGCCCGCGGCCAUCACACCCGCCCCUUCCUCUUCUCUUCCGUCCGCGCCAGCUCCCCUGGGCGAGAACGCUGCCACCGUGCCGCCUCGAAUCAAAUUCAACCUCGCCGCCAUCCGCGCCAGCGGGCAGGGUGACGACAUGCCAGUGAACACGAGGAGGCGCAAGUCGACGUCCGUAAAGGUUGAGGAGGACCACGGCCGUUCCACCCGCCACAGCCGCCGAGCUGCGGUGGCUGUGAGCUAUGCCGAGGAUGAUGACGACUUCGAGGACCCACCUGAAUCUCCACCGCCGCCUGCGCGGACGACGCGGCGAACGCGCGGUCACGACGACGACGACGACGACGGUGAAUACGGGAAUGGAGACGCAGAGGGUGAAGCCGACGAAUCAACACCGCUCGUUGGGACGCGGCGCUCGUCGCGCGCAUCCAAGACGUCGACACGCUUCCACGGUGAAGACGACUUUGAGACUUCUAUGAUUGUGGACUCGAGCCCAGGUCCAGGUGCGCGAGCCUCGCCGCCGCUUGCGGUAGGAGGCAGAACGACGCGCCGCCGACGAGUUGUUCAGGGCUCGGACGACGGAGAAGGGCACGAGCCGCAUGUGAAUGGCAGCGCCGAGCCACCAGCGCCCCUUCAACCACCCGUACCCGAACCCGCUCACGACUUGCCGUUGAGCCAGCGUGGGGCGCGUGCCAAGCGCAGAAGUUCAGAGGAGGAUGGCGAGUCGUUCAAUCCUAGCGAAUCGGAGCGCGCAUCUUCCUCAGAGACUGAUGCCGAUGGGGUCGAGUUUGUCGACGAGCAUGAGGAUGACGAGAAGGAUUCGUUCGUCAGCGUGACCCCACCGAGGCGGAGCACGCGCCAGACCCGUCAGACCCGGUCAACUGCGGCACCUCGAAGGAGCACGCGCGGACGACGGGCCGAUCCCGACUCAGAGGACGAGUAUGGCUCCAAGGGCCGCAACUUGCGUAAGCGCGAGUCGCGCCCCAACUACCAGUUGCCCCCCAUGGAUAUCUCUGCGGAGAUUGCGGCAGCUGAUAUGGUGAACAAGGCCAUCGCCGCGGCUUCAGGCCCUCGUGGCGGACGGAGACCGGGAGGGGGUUUCGGCGGAGCGGCUCGCUUUGGCCAUGGAGGCGGCCUCAAACCCCUCCCGUGGUCGGUGAAGGGCAAAGACUUUGCCCAGGCAAUGGGUGAUCCCGAUUCAUCUGACUCGGACAAUGACCUUCUGCCCAGGGCCAACGCAGCAGGAGCAGCUGCGGCCUUGGGUGGCGGUGGUCCUGGCGGGCCAGGAGGUGCCAGGGGGCCUGGUAUUCCGGGACCGACGGAUGUGCCCAACUUUGGGCGCGUCAAUCCAAAGUCGAACAUGGCCGACGCUGAUCCACUGGGCGUAGAUGUAAAUGUCACAUUUGACCGUGUGGGCGGUCUGGAUGGACACAUCAACCAGCUCAAGGAGAUGGUCGCCCUCCCUCUGCUCUACCCCGAGCUCUUCCAACAGUUUGGCAUCAUCCCGCCUCGCGGAGUGUUGUUUCAUGGUCCUCCUGGUACCGGUAAGACGCUUCUCGCGCGUGCUCUCGCCGCGUCGUGCAGCAACGGAAACCAGAAAAUUGCCUUCUUUAUGCGCAAGGGCGCGGAUGUCCUCUCGAAGUGGGUGGGUGAGGCGGAGCGUCAGCUGCGCAUGCUGUUUGAGGAAGCGCGCGCCUCGCAGCCAUCAAUCAUCUUCUUCGACGAGAUUGAUGGCCUCGCGCCGGUGCGCAGCAGCAAGCAGGACCAGAUCCACGCCAGUCUUGUGUCCACCCUCCUCGCGUUAAUGGAUGGCAUGGACGGCCGCGGACAGGUCAUCGUCAUCGGCGCGACCAACCGCCCGGACGCUGUCGACCCUGCUCUCCGCCGCCCGGGUCGCUUCGACCGCGAGUUCUACUUCCCACUGCCGAACCGCGACGCUCGCCGGCAGAUCAUCUCCAUCAACACUCGUCAAUGGGAGCCGCAGCUGCCUGAAGACAUGCUCGAUACGCUCGCGACUAUCACGAAAGGCUACGGAGGCGCUGACCUGAGGGCGCUCUGCACUGAGGCCGCGUUAAACGCGAUUCAGCGCAAGUACCCCCAGAUCUACAAGACGACCGAUCGCCUGCAGGUGCAACCUGGAUCGGUGCGCGUUCAGCCGAAGGACUUCAUGCUUGCUGUGAAGAAAAUUGUGCCUUCCUCGGCGCGAUCCACUUCCUCUGCGGCCAUCCAGCUGCCAAAUCAGCUGGUUCCGCUACUCUCGCAUGACCUCGACCGACUUAAGUCGGCCGUCGAUCUUGCCCUGCCCCGCGUCAAAAAACGCACAGCACUGGAGGAGGCUGAGUUCGAGGACGAUGAUGGGGACUCGUUCGAGAAGGAGAUGAUGCUGCAGUCUCUGGACCAGCUGAGAACGUAUCGCCCGCGCCUACUUGUUCACGGGCCGCCAGGCUCGGGCCAGACUUACCUAGGCCCAGCGAUUCUCCACCACCUCGAGGGGUUCCACGUCCAAUCCUUUGAUCUUGCGACGUUGAUGGGCGACUCGACAAGGACUCCCGAAGCAGCCAUCGUGCAGAUGUUUGUGGAGGCCAAGCGUCAUCAACCAAGCAUCAUCUUUAUUCCGUCGCUCGGGCAGUGGUCCGAGACAUUGUCCGAAACUGCUCGCUCCACAGCGCGCGCACUGCUGGACGGCAUCUCGCCAUCGGACCCAGUGCUUCUCCUCGCCAUUGUCGAUGGGCCUGUUUCUACACUUCCUCCCGAUGUGCGGGCAUGGUUCGGUUUCAGUGACGACAAUCGCAUUCAGCUUGGGACGCCGACCCUGGAGCAGCGUGGCCAAUUCUUCCAGGAGCUGAUAGACACUGUCCAGCGCCCGCCCACCGCCUUCCCCGAUGGCGUGGCUCGCAAGAAGCGUGUGCUUGAGGAGCUUCCGAAGGCUGAGCCAUUGCCUCCACGGAAGCCGACCGAAGCCGAGGUGCAGCGCGAGGUGAACCGUGAAGAGGCGGCGCGCCAGAUGCUCUACGUGAGCUUUUCGUCGCUUAUCUCGGAACUAUGCCGCAAGUACAAGCGGCCAGUGCAAAUUGUAAAGGAAGAGGCUUUUGCACUGCACAAUUAUCUCACGGAGCAAGCCGCCGCUAGCCAGCCGCCGCCACCUGCCGAGGGCAUCGUUGCCGAGACCGUCAACGGCGCACCAGAUGGCGUGGGCGUUGUCGAGUCCCAAGUGACCGACGCUCCUGGCGCCAUGGUGAUGACCCAACUGGACCCGACCGUGCCCGUGGCUGAGGCGCCGGUUGACGGAGUGGGGAUGACCAUCAACCCGGAGCCUGUUGCUCCUAUUGUGGCCGAGUCAACAGACCCGACUGUCCCAAUUGAGGCUCCUGGAGUUGCCCUGCCCGCAUGGCAGCCGCACGACAUGGACCUUGACACAGUGCAACGCAAGCUCACGCGGCACAAGUACUACACGCCGACGGAGGUUCUCGCAGACAUUGCUCUCAUCGAGGAGAAUGCACGGCACUCGAGCGAUCCCGACCGCCAGCUCAAGGUCAUCGAGAUGGCGGGGCAUGCGCGCAUCCACGUGCAGAGCUUUGACCCGCGCUGGACGCCUGAGUUUGAGAAUCUCGCUGUGCGCAUGCGUGCGCGCAAGGCCGAGCGUGCGGCCGCCAAGGCUGCUAGCCAGGCAGCCACGCGUCGCGGGAGUCCCGCGAGCGCCGACGGUGCUCUCCCUGGCGCGCCCGCAGCUCCUGCUAUUGCCACCGUGGUACCUGCCGAGGUGCCCGCCGAGUUGCCCACUGAGUUCGAGCCCGUGACUGAUGCCGUGGCGAACGGGAAACGCGACCGCGAAGGAGACGAGGACCCGGAGCCGCCGUCGAAACGCGCGCGCGACGACGCGAUGGACAUCGAAAUGAACGGCGCGCACGCCGCCGAACCCGAAAAGGCACGCACGCCCACGCCUGCACCUGCGCCCGUGCACGUACCGACGCCCUCGCCAGAGCCUGAGGUCGUGUACCCACCGCUUGUCGUGCCGGAGGAGGAGCUUGAGCAGCUUUCGCGCGCACUCAAGCACAGCACGGCCCAGCUCAAUGUCGAGGAGCUGGAGCAGCUGCGUGCCUCCCUCCUUGAUCGGAUUUGGCGGUCACGCCGCGACUGGGAUCGCACGGCGUUGUUGGGGAGUAUGCGUGAGGCCGUGGGCCGGUUCGUCUCGGAGGCUGCGGAUGCGCGGCGCGCCGCGGUCGAGAUGACGUACUAGAUAUAGGGAUGUAGGUGAAGGUAGCCAGUGUCAUGAAGUAGUCUAGGGCGGAAGCGAAG
Cutaneotrichosporon oleaginosum is the source of this 5086-nucleotide messenger RNA. RefSeq lists its product as uncharacterized. Gene Ontology annotation, biological process: positive regulation of transcription by RNA polymerase II. NCBI's taxonomy places the organism in Eukaryota, Fungi, Basidiomycota, Tremellomycetes, Trichosporonales, Trichosporonaceae. Gene Ontology annotation, molecular function: chromatin binding; ATP binding; ATP hydrolysis activity. The record is from RefSeq and is a predicted model, not a curated record. Gene Ontology annotation, cellular component: nucleus.